AUGAACCUUCCUGAUCCGUAUCUACCUGGAGCAAUCAGUUUAUUCGAACAGUUAGAUAAGAAACUUGUUGUGGUGCUUCGCGAUGGGCGAAAGUUGAUCGGAUAUUUGAAGUCUAUAGAUCAGUUUGCUAAUCUAAUACUCGAAGAUGUGGUGGAACGGACCUUUGUUGACAAGUAUUACUGCGACAUUAAUCAGGGAUUUCUUUUGAUACGUGGUGAAAAUGUCGAAAUUGCUGGAGAGAUCGAUGAAUCCAUUCCAAUGAUUCACCAACAGGUUCGCGAUUGA
Molecule: messenger RNA, 285 nt
Organism: Haemonchus placei
Lineage: Eukaryota; Metazoa; Nematoda; Chromadorea; Rhabditida; Trichostrongylidae
Source: the annotation of a GenBank genome assembly